Messenger RNA from Linum tenue, 1080 nucleotides. Lineage: Eukaryota; Viridiplantae; Streptophyta; Magnoliopsida; Malpighiales; Linaceae. The record is from the annotation of a GenBank genome assembly.
AUGAGACCGAUUCAGCCUCCACCAGGUACCGCCGCCACCGUUGCGGCUGUUCCAUCUAUGGCUAAUCAGAAAGCUCGCAGGCGUCCUAACCUAAGCCUGCCUCUCCCGCUUCGGGAGUCCAAGAUCGCCGUCCCGCUCCCUCUCCCGCCGCUUACCGCCUCCGCAACGUCCACCAGCAGCCAGCAGCAGCAGCAGCAGGCGACGACGCACCAGGUAAUCGGCUUCUCCGAGCUCGACCGGAUCAACCGGAUUGGGAGCGGCAGCGGGGGAACCGUCUACAAGGUGAUUCACAGGCUCAGCGGGAGGGUUUUCGCGCUCAAGGUGAUCUACGGGAACCACGAGGACUCCGUCCGGAACCAGAUCUGCAGGGAGAUCCAGAUUCUCCGAGACGUCAGCCACGCCAACGUCGUCAGGUGCCACGAUAUGUACGAUCACAACGGCGAGAUCCAGGUCCUGCUCGAGUUCAUGGACGGCGGAGCGCUCGAGGGGGCUCACAUCGCUAAAGAGGACGAUUUGGCGCACGUCGCGCGCCAAAUCUUGAGCGGAAUUGCUUACCUCCACCGUCGGAAGAUCGUCCACCGCGACAUCAAGCCUUCCAAUCUGCUGAUCAAUUCCAACAAGCACGUCAAGAUUGCCGACUUCGGGGUGAGCAGGGUGCUGGCCCAGACCAUGGACCCUUGCAACUCCUCCGUGGGAACCAUUGCUUACAUGAGCCCGGAGAGGAUCAACACGGACUUGAAUCACGGCCAGUACGACGGCUACGCUGGGGACAUAUGGAGCUUGGGGGUGAGCAUAUUGGAGUUCUACUUGGGUAGGUUCCCAUUUGCGGUGGGCAGGGGAGGCGACUGGGCAAGCUUGAUGUGUGCUAUUUGUAUGUCGCAGCCGCCGGAGGCUCCCGUGACUGCUUCCAGGGAGUUCAGGGAUUUCAUUGCUUGUUGUUUGCAGAGGGAACCAGGGAGGAGGUGGACGGCAGUGCAGUUGUUGAAUCAUCCUUUCAUAGCGAGGGGCAAUGGAGGCCAAAGAGAUGGGAGCCAGAACCUGCAUCAAUUACUGCCUCCUCCACGCCCGCUCUCAUCGUAG